AUGGUUAAUAAAGAUUGGACCAAGGUAUCACCAGCUUUAUCUGAGCCGGUGUUGAACUGCAUCAAAAAACAGAAUUUCCAGUUUAUGACACCUAUACAAGCAGCGGUAAUACCGUUGAUUUUGUCUUGCAAGGAUGUGGUAGCAGAAGCGGUCACAGGGUCUGGUAAGACUCUUGCCUUCGUGGUCCCAAUGUUAGAAAUGUUAAUUAAGAAGCAAAAAGAGGCACCGCUACGGAAAGACUUUGUCUAUGCUGUCAUUAUAUCACCGACCAGGGAAUUGGCGACGCAGAUUUGUACGGUCAUUGAACUAUUUCUUCAAGAGCCAGAACUGUCUCACAUAACAACUGGUCUCCUUGUAGGUGGUCGGCCAGUGGAGGUAGAUGUAGAGACUAUGCAGAAGGGAGCACACAUUGCAGUAUGUACCCCUGGCAGGCUUGAGGACUUGCUAGGUGAGCGGAAGCAAUUGAAUCUUGCAGGCCGACUUAAAGAAUUGGAAAUUUUAGUUCUUGAUGAGGCUGACCGCCUUCUGGAUUUAGGAUUCAGUACGACCCUGACAACCAUUCUGCAAUACCUACCAAGGCAGCGCCGCACAGGGCUCUUCUCAGCUACACAGACAAAAGAACUGCAGGAUUUAGUCAGAGCUGGCUUAAGAAACCCAAUAGUGGUCAGCGUUAAAGAGAAAUCAACCAUCAGUACUCCAAUACUGUUAGAGAAUUACUACGUCAUUGUGGAACCACAGGACAAAUUCUUAUUUCUAUUGAAUUUUAUAAGAAAUAGAAAAAUAGCAAAAGGGUUGUUCUUUCUACCGACCUGCGCGUGCGUCGACUAUUGGGCGGACGUGUUACCGGUAUUCUUGCCUGAUAUAAAAAUAUUUGCUAUUCAUGGGAAAAUGAAAUUGAAGAGGUCUAAAGUUUUGGAGAAGUUUCGCGCUACUGACAACACAAUUUUGUUGUGUACUGAUUUAAUGUCAAGUGGGAGCCGCCGGCGAGCCCCGCGGCGCUGGUGCACCGCGUGGGGCGCGCGGCCAGGGGGGGGGGCGCGGGGCUGCUCGCUGCUGCCGCUGCUGCCCACCGAGGACACCUACGUGCCCUUCAUCAGGACCAACCAGCUCGUCGAGCUCAAGGAUUGGCGGCACUCCAAAGAUGAGAUCAAGAUCAGUCCCAAGUUAAAAGAGAAGGUACUUGCAAUGCUUCACGAACAACAAAAGAAAGACAGGUCCAUAUUAGAUAAGGGUCAACGCGCAUUCGUAUCCCAUAUGCGGGCGUACACCAAACACGAGUGUAACUUGCUGUUACAGUUCAAAGAACUUCCUCUAGGUCAUAUAGCCACCAGCUAUGGUCUCCUAAAACUGCCCUUAAUGCCGGAAAUAAAACAACAACAUAAAGACCAGUUUGUAGGGCCCGGAGAAGAGAUAGACUUCAAUAGUAUACCGUAUCAGGAUAAGCAGAAAGAGAAGAGUAGAUUGCAGAAAUUGGAGGAGUAUAAGAAGACUGGGGUUUGGCCUUCAAAGAAGAAAAAGAAAAUGAUGCAAACGCAGUCAUGGGAGCAGGCUAAACAGAACAAAGAAGAUCGUAAAUUAAAAAGGAAGAAACGAAAAGAAUGGAAAGCGCAGAAUAGCACAGAAGGAGGUAAGAAGAAGAAACGGAAAGCCGUUACACAAGAAGAGUUGAACGAGUUAGCUGCCGAUAUAGCGCUUAUGAAGAAAUUAAAAAAGAGGAAAAUUACUGAGGACCAGUUUGAUAAGGAGUUUGAAACGUAA
Messenger RNA from Arctia plantaginis, 1758 nucleotides. Lineage: Eukaryota; Metazoa; Arthropoda; Insecta; Lepidoptera; Erebidae. The record is from the annotation of a GenBank genome assembly.